This is a messenger RNA of Penicillium subrubescens, 9599 nucleotides long. Its product is annotated as Highly reducing polyketide synthase sdnO. The transcript is spliced from 11 exons. Bases 1 to 9585 code for a protein of 3194 amino acids. The record is from RefSeq and is a predicted model, not a curated record. NCBI's taxonomy places the organism in Eukaryota, Fungi, Ascomycota, Eurotiomycetes, Eurotiales, Aspergillaceae. Gene Ontology annotation, biological process: secondary metabolite biosynthetic process; fatty acid biosynthetic process. Gene Ontology annotation, molecular function: phosphopantetheine binding; fatty acid synthase activity; oxidoreductase activity.
AUGUCUGAGCUCGCUCCAAUUGCCGUCAUCGGCAUGGGGUGUCGACUCCCAGGGGGUGCAAGCAGCCCUGAGAAGCUCUGGGAGAUGCUUGCAGAAGGCCGGAGUGGAUGGGGUGAAGUUCCAGCAGAACGUUGGAACUGGAAAUCAUUCUAUCACCCACACAAUGAAGCCAAAGAGUCACUCAAUUCAAAGAGUGGUUACUUCUUGGACCAAGACAUUGGCGCAUUUGAUGCCAAAUUCUUCAACAUUGCCUCAUAUGAGGCUCAUGCAAUGGACCCGCAACAGCGCAUUCUGUUGGAGACAACAUAUGAGGCACUAGAGAAUGCCGGUAUCUCUCUGGACAAUAUCAAGGGUUCCAACACAUGUGUUUAUGUUGGUCUGUAUGCCCGUGACUAUGAUCGCAUGGGAUUCAAAGAUCUCCCCCAAAUUACCAAGCUUCACAUCACCGGAACAGGAGAAGCUGUUGUUUCGAAUCGAAUUUCGUACCUUUUUGACCUCAAGGGCGCGUCUGUCACAGUUGAUACAGGAUGUUCUGGAAGUAUGGUUGCACUACACCAGGCAUGCCAGAAUCUACGGACUGGGGAGUCAAACAUGGCCAUUGUAGGAGGAACACAACUCCUCCUUCACCCGGAUCAAGCUAUCGCAAUGAGUACGGUCGGCAUGGUGAACCCCCACGGUCGAUGCUUCGUCUUCGACAGUCGAGGUUCCGGCUAUGCACGAGGUGAAGGUGUCGGCACAAUCGUUCUCAAGCGCUUGGACGAUGCCAUCGCGGCUGGUGACCCUGUCCACGCAGUUAUUCGUAACUCUGGAUUGAACCAGGACGGUAAGACGGCAGGAAUUUCACUCCCCAACCCAGAUGCCCAGGCGGCUCUCAUGAAAUGGGUCUACUCCUCCGCCGGAGUGGAUCCGCGUAACACAGUAUAUGUGGAGGCUCACGGAACAGGAACGCAAGCAGGAGACAACGCGGAAAUUUCAUCUAUCAAUCAAGUCUUCUGCGAGGAGGCUGGACGAAAGUCAGAUAUCUAUGUUGGAUCGGUCAAAUCCAAUAUUGGUCAUCUGGAAGCUUCUAGCGGUAUUGCUGGUCUGAUUAAAGGUAUCAUGAUUGUGAAAAAGGGCUUCAUCCCUCCAAACCUAGAUCUUGAGACUCCAAAGCCGAGUCUCAAGCUUGAUGAGCGGAAAAUCAAGAUUCCUGUUCAGCUUACUCCUCUGCCCGAGCCAGAGCAACCUGGCCCGAGCCGAGUUUCUUUGAACAGUUUUGGCUACGGCGGAACUAAUGCGCACGUCAUUCUCGAGCCAGCUCCAGCUGUGCACCUCAAUGGAUCUGCAACUAAUGGAGUCCAGGAUGACCUUGAAGUCAAAGGCAUCUCGAAUGGCGUUGAGGACGGGGCCCACCAGCCAAACGGUAACGGGACUCAUGCCAGCUUUGAUGAGGCCCCGCAAGCCAACCCUCAGUUAUUCAUCCUCAGUGCUACUUCUGAAAAAUCCCUUGUUGAAGCUGCCAAGAAUGUGCAGAGCUGGAUCUCUACCAAGGCUUCAGAAGAAGACUGCCUCUCGGAUCUUGCAUACACGUUGAACGUUCGGCGAUCACUCUUGCCGCUCAGGCUGAGUGUUGUCGCUUCGACCCCAGAUGAACUUGUUUCUGCCCUGGAGUCAAAGAAUCUCCGAAUCACAAAACUGCCACACUCUGUUUCGGUGGCCUUUGUCUUCACUGGUCAGGGAGCGCAGUGGUAUGCCAUGGGAAGAGAGUUACUGAGCAUCAGCUCUGCGUUCAAAGACUCGAUUCUCCAGUCAGACAAAUUGAUUCAAAGUUUUGGUUCUGAGUGGAGUCUCGUGGAGGAACUCUCAAAAGAUGAGCAAUCCUCGAGAGUGAGUGACAGCGAGUUGUCUCAGCCUUUAACCACAGCCAUCCAAGUUGCUCUGGUUGAUCUGCUUGCCACUUUGGGUGUCACUCCGCAGUAUGUCUGCGGUCAUAGCUCGGGAGAAAUUGGAGCAGCCUAUGCAGCUGGCGCCCUCACUCUCGAGGCUGCGAUUGAAAUUGCCUACCGCCGUGGACUGUGCUCAACUGCAGCCAAAAAGGCAAACUCCACCAAAGGAUCCAUGCUGGCCGUGGGCGUUGGUGAGGCCGAGGUUUUGCCAUACAUCCGGCAAGUGCAGGACGGCCUUGUCACUGUUGCUUGCGUCAACAGCCCAGAUAGUACCACGAUAUCUGGAGAUGAAGCUGGCAUUGACGAAUUGAGCACAAUCUUGAAUGAUCAAUCCAUCUUCAACAGAAAGCUCAAGGUGGACACAGCCUAUCACUCACACCACAUGAAGAAGAUCGCAGACCAGUACCUCGAGUCCUUACAACAUGUCCAUACCGGCACCCCACGGAGCAAUGUUACUUUCUAUUCCUCCGUGGUAGGAGAGAAAAAGGUGUCGAAUUUUGGACCUCAAUACUGGACAGACAAUCUUGUGUCCAAAGUCCGAUUCAGCGAUGCCAUGAAACUCCUGGCCGAGGAUAUGGCACGCUCGAAAUCGUCCAGCAAUGUCGCCAAUUUCUUUGCGGAGAUCGGCCCACACGGUGCAUUGUCGGGACCCAUCAGGCAGAUCAUGGCCAAGCUCAAUAUCAAGAACUUCAAAUUCACUUACGCAUCUGCUUUUGUCCGGAAUAAGCAUGCCCUGCAGUCUGUGCUGGAGCUGACCGGAAAGCUCUUUGAAUCUGGCUGUGGUAUCGAGUUUGAGAAGAUCCUUGCCUUGCACAAGACCAAGAAAUGGACCGCGAUCGGUGAUCUGAGCCCGUACCCAUGGGAUCACUCGCUAUCGUAUUGGUACGAGUCUCGGCUCAGUCGGGAUCACCGCCUGCGACAAUUCCCAUACCACGAUCUUUUGGGACUGUGGGACGUGGGGAGCACUAUCCACGAGCCGAGGUGGCGGUACCAUCUCAAUGUCGAUGCGCUUCCGUGGUUGAGACAUCAUGUUGUCGAUGGUUUCAUGAUCUUCCCCGGAACUGGAUACAUCUGCAUGGCCAUCGAAGCAAUGAAGCAAAUCUUCCAGCUUCGAAAGACACCUGGACAGAUAACCAAAUUCCACCUCAAGAAUGUGGUUCUAUCCAAGCCGAUCAUUGUUCCAGACCAACGACCGGAUAGUUUCAUCCCGGAUGUGGAAGUUCAACUUACCUUGAGUCGCAUGAAGACCAAUGAUGGUAGUCGAUGGGAGACAUUCAGAGUCUUCUCGUACUCGCCUGAAGGCUCCGGGUCAUGGAAUGAGCAUUGUUCCGGUCAAAUUACUGUUGACAUGGAUUCCAAGGUUGACGAGGUUGAGGGAACUCGAGAGGAAGAAUUCCUAGUUUCUUCCUACAAACAGAAAUUCGAAGACAUUCAGCAAGCGUGCCAUUUCGAUGCCACAAUCAAUCCUCAGAAGUUCUACAACGACCUUCGAGAAUCUGGAAAUGACUUCGGCUCGACUUUCACCUGCAUGACCGAGAUGCAACUAGGUCGCCAUCAAGGUUGGGCCAAGGUCGAGGUCCCCGAUGUCCCAGCCUGCAUGCCUCGCCAGUUCUUGCAGCCCCAUGUGAUUCACCCAUCACUCUUGGACUCUUUGAACCAUCUUGCAGUUGUCUUGUUCAAGAAGGAGUGCAGCAAUGCACCACUCAUGGCGACUUUCUUCGGAGAUAUCAUCAUUGCUGCGGAUAUAACUUCUACUCCUGCCGAUGAACUGAUCGUUGCUCUCGAGAUGAACCCCGAGGGAGUGCGUUCAGCAUCUGGAAACACAUACGCAUUCCAGCAGAAAGAAGAUGGAGAACGCUCUCUUGUUCUGCAUGUGACAGACUGGCAGCUGAAGGCUGUUGGAGAGGCCCAGGCUAAUAAUGGAGAGACCCCAUUCCAUCGCAAGAUGAGUUAUCGGAUGCACUGGCAGCCCGACGUGUCUUUCCUCAACCCGAAGCAACUUACAGUCUCUGCUCCAAUUGACGAGAAACCUCUCAUUGCCACGACAGAUGCCUCUGAGGACUUGAAGAUCGCCGAGAAACUUACAUUUGAGCAAAUCAUUGCCUUGAAUGAGCGCGCAGCGGUGAUCUACAUUCGAGAGGCGUUAGCCCAGGUUUCAGCACAGGCAGAAUCCGUGACUGCUCCUCACCUCGCGAGACUUUUCGAUUGGAUGAAGGCUUCGAGCGAGUCAGAAGUCUGCAAGUCGAUGAUCAAAGGAUUGAGUGCUUUGGAGGAGGAACUCAUUCUGCAGAAGUCUUUGAUCUCCGGUCUUGAAGGACUGAUGCUGUCACGUAUCGGCCUCAAUCUGGCAUCUCUCCUCAACGGAGAAACUGACGCCAUUGAGCUGAUGCAGGAGGAUAGUCUUGUGUCGAGAUUUUACGUUGAAGACCUGUUCUCGCAAAGUCACCAGUACUUGGUGAAAUACCUGAAGUCGAUCGUAUACAAGAAGCCACACAUGAAAAUCCUUGCAAUUGGUGCUGGUAUGGAAGACGGUAUUGCUACUCUGUUGCGUGCGAUCGAUCGACCAGAGGGUCUGAUGGUUGAUCACUUCUAUCUUGCUGAUAGCUCUUCGACGGCCCUGGAGCGCGCGAAACCUCUUUUGCAAGAUUGGGCCCAUUCCAUGGAGUUCAAGGUUUUGGAUCUUGAUAAUGACCUCAAGGAUCAAGGCUUCGAGGUCGGAGGGUACGACAUGGUCAUAGCAGCCAACACUCUCUAUUCCGUGAAGAACGUUGCCACAGCGUUGAACCAAGUUCAUCAGUUGAUGAAGCCGGGUGGUAAACUGGCGAUGGUUGAAUUAAUUCGGCCACCAACACUGGCUAUCGAGACUAUUUUCGGAGUUUUGUCUGGAUGGUGGGCUGCUGAAGACAAUCGCCAGAGUUGUCCCCUACUUUCCGAGUCGCAAUGGCAUGAUCUGCUGCUGGAAAGCUCUUUCAGUGGCACCGAUAUUGUGAUGAAUGAAAAUGAGGGUCCGAAAUCAAGAUCUGCCAUGAUUGUCUCCACUGCUUUGGGCCAAACUGAGAUGGAGAAAACUGUGUCCUCGCAAUGCGUCAAGCUUCUCUCAUUCAAUAGGUGGUGUCCGGCAUUCACAAAGUUCGCAGAGGACUUGUCAUCAGCUCUCAGUCAACGAGGCCUGGAUUGUUCAACCAGCACUCUGAAUCCUAAAGCCAUCGAACAAGGCACCACUUACAUCAUUCUUGAUGACGUUGAAAAUGCUCUUUUGCUAAGCCCUUCGUCUGAUGAGUUCGAAGCGCUGAAGACUCUUUUCAUUACGAGCAGGUCUCUCCUUUGGAUCAGCGGACAAGAAAAGGUCACCCAGAAUGGCACCGCGGCGAAGGGUCUCAUCAACGGCAUGGCUCGUGUGGCCCGACGUGAAAACGAGGGAGUCAAGUUCAUCACCAUCGACAUACAGCAGGAUCUUAUAGGCUCAACAUCAGAGAUUACCAAGCAGAUUCUGGACAUUGCAGAGAGCUCCUUCUGGCCUCCCUCUGAAACGGAACAGUCUCAUGAACAUGAGUUUGCAAUCCAGAAUGAUAUCGUCAUGAUCCCUCGAGUCCAGCCCGACACCAAGUUCAACGAAUGGAUUGACCGUGUAGUGGGAGAUGAUCGCCUUGAUACGCUUCCUUACCACCAGUCCAAUCGCAGCUUGAAGCUUCACGUGGAAACCCCCGGCCUUUUGAGCAGUCUCCGCUUCGUGGAAGACGAUUCUCUGGCCUUGCCUAUGCGCGCGGAUGAAAUCGAGAUUGAGGCAAAGGCGUACGGUGUCAACUUCAAGGAUGUCUUCAUCGCUCUUGGUCAAAUGCUUCCUGGCGUCAACAUGAUCGGAGAAGUCGCUGGUGUUGUAACAGCCGUGGGCUCCGCCAUGCAGGGCCGAUUCAAUGUAGGAGAUCGAGUUGCUGGCGUUGGCGCUCAGCCUUUCACCAGCAGAGCCAGAGUCAAGGGGUUGAUGUCUUGUCGACUUCCUGAAUCGGUCACUUUCACCGUCGGUGCAUCAAUUCCCAUCAUCUAUAUGACGGCCUAUCACUGCAUUGUUGAGGUGGCCCGUCUCCGAAAGGGUCAAAGCAUCUUAAUCCAUGCAGCAUCCGGUGGUGUUGGUCAAGCCGCAAUUCAGUUCGCGCAACAUAUUGGAGCUGAAAUCUUUGCAACUGUCGGAAGUGCAGCCAAGCGUCAGCUAUUGAUUGACCAUUACAACAUUCCUGAGGAUCAUAUAUUCUCGACCAGAUCAAGGAGUUUCAAGCACGGCAUCUUGCGUCUUACCGGUGACAAGGGUGUAGACGUUGUCCUCAACUCUCUCUCAGGUGAAUGGCUCAAUGAUUCUUGGGAAUGCGUGGCUCGUCUGGGUACAUUCGUUGAAAUUGGCAAAACGGAUAUUUACAAGCGAAGCCACCUCAGCAUGGCACCAUUCGAUCGAAGCAUUACCUUUGCAGCUGUUGAUCUGGUAGUCCUGUUUGAGACACAGAUUGAACGGAUGAACGAUGAGUUCCAAACAGUCAUGGGAAUGUUUGAGUCAGGCAUUCUCACACCCGUGGCUCCAGUCACAGCCAUCCCUGUCUCGAAUAUCGAAGAGGCUUUCCGCUUGAUCGCUUCUCGAAAGCACACGGGCAAAGUCGUCGUUGAAGCUGAAUCAGAUGCUCUCGUGAAAGCAGUUAUUGCUAAGCCUGAGCCGUUGCAACUUGAUCCGUCUGGAUCCUAUGUUGUAGCCGGUGGUCUUGGUGAUCUAGGUAAAAGGAUUUGCCGACUUCUGGCGAUUCAUGGUGCAAAGCACAUUGUGACCCUGUCUCGUCGGUCUCUUUCCGAUGAGGAUCGACAGGCUUUCGAAGCUGACAUGGCUCAACUUGGUGCAACACUGCACAUUGUCAUGUGUGAUAUCAUUGACGAGUCCUAUAUGGCGGAGGCUGCGAGUAUCUGUCAAGAAAGUCUGCCACCAGUCAAAGGUGUCAUCCAUGCCGGCAUGGUUCUUCGGGAUCAUCCUCUCGAGCUCAUGACUCCGGACGACUAUCUGGGUGCAACCAAGCCAAAGACCCAAGGCACCUUGAACUUGCACUCAAGCUUCCAGGGACCUGCGCUAGACUUCUUCAUCACGCUUUCCUCCAUCACAUGUAUUGUCGGCAAGACUGGUCAAGCAAACUACUCUGCUGGAAAUGCCUUCCAAGAUGCGUUCGCUCAUGCCCAUGCUGGAAAGUCCCAUACACGAUACAUCUCGCUCAACCUCGGUGCCAUUGACGGCUCUGAUGCUAUCACAUCUUUGCCUAUUCGCCAGCAAGAGCUAAUGCGUCAAGGUGCAAUUCUGGUCAAAUUUGAGGAACUCUUCAAGGUCCUCGAGUAUGCAAUGGGUCCUCAAGCAGCUCUCGAUGAGUGCGUUCAAUCCAUCAUGGGCUUUGACCGACAGUCUAUGGAGACAGUGCAGGAUACCUUUGGACUGAGUAACCCCAUGUUCAGCCAAGUGCCUUAUCUUUCGGAUCAAAACAGUUCCGGCGAUGGGGCAUCCGACAAGGUUGACACGGAGAAGGCAAUUCGGAAUUCCGCUACCAUUGCGGAAGCUGAGGAAAUUAUCACUCACGCCAUUGCUGAAAAAUUUGCUCUCUUCAUGGACCGAGCGAUUGAAGAUGUCAACCUUGACCAGUCACUUGCUGCUUUCGGCCUCGAUUCACUGGUCUCAAUCGAAUUGAAGAACUGGAUGGUUCGAACAUUCCACGUCACUUUGCAGACAUCGGAGAUUGCAGAUGCACUUAGCGUGGUUGCGCUGGCAAAGACAAUUACAUUGCGUUCCAAGUUGAUCAGCGAUGAACUACGCGGUACUCCUGCCAGCUCCGAUGAGACCGAAGAAGCGCCCGUUGAGCAGGCCGCAGUUGAAGAAGCUUCCGGUCCAAACCACAGUCUUGAAUGCUGUCGAUAUGCAAAGGAUCUUCCCAAGCAGCCGCUGAUGGAUUUAGACGAGGCCCUGGGCAUGAUUUCAGGCAGCACUCGUCAUUUCGCUACAGAGGAAGAGUACACAGCCCUCUGCCAGGCGAUUGAGACAUUCGGACAGCCAGGAAGCACAGGCCGUCAAUUGUAUGAGAAACUUGUCACCAUGGCGAGCGAUCCAAAGGUGGACAACUGGAUGGUCGACUUCCUGACAGAUGCGACAUUCCUCAGGAAACGAUUCCCCCUGGUUCCUCUCUCAAGCUUCUUCGCCACACACCACGACGCUGCAGUUCCCCAUCCCCAGGCAGAACGAGCUGCUUUGAUCGCGACAACUGCGUUCCGGUUCAAGGAAGCGGUUGAUGCUGGUACCCUGGAGCCACAUUGGUAUUUCCAUAUCCCAUCUUGCAUGGAUUCUUGGCAAUGGCUUUUCAACACCACUCGUGAGCCCCAGUUGGAAGUUGAUGUUAUGAGACAGUACCCUGGAAACGACUACUGCGUCGUGCUCCGCCGGGGUCAUGUCUUCAAGGUUGCACUCAAGAAUGGCACUGAGCCUGUCUCAUACGCCACUAUCAAAUCUCAAUUCGAUGAGAUCUUGAAGAAUGUUCAAGAUGAGGGUUUCUGGACAAGCAUACUGACCAACGAUAACCGAGAUUCCUGGGCCACGAUCCGCGAGACACUCAUUUCAAUGAGCGACACAAACGCAGAAUGCAUCCGAGUCAUCGAGCAAGCACUCUUCGUCAUCUGCCUCGACAACGGCGCACCAACAACCAGCUCUGAUCGAAUCCGCAAGGCCUACCUCGGCGACGGUUUCAACAGAUGGAACGACAAGGGCCUGCAAUUCAUCAUCUUCGAAAACGGUUCCUCCGGGUACCAAGUCGAACACACCAUGAUCGACGGUCUAACCGUGCACCGCAUGAACGAAUGGAUCCACGAAUCCAUCCGCUCGCACAUCCCUAACCAAGACCACACGAACGGCACAUCCAACGGUAUCCACCCAACCCUCGAAGAAUACACCCUCACCACCACCCCAAGCAUCGACUCACACAUCCUCGCCGUCCGAAACUCACACCUCCAAACGACCUCAUCCCGCGAAUACUCCUACCUCACCCUUUCCCACUUCGGCAAAGACUUCCUCGCCCGUCACGGCUGCCCCAUCAAAUCCGUCUUCGACGUCACAAUCCAACUCGCCAGCAAUCUCUACUUCGGCCACAACCCCGCCUCCUGGGAACCAAUGUCAAUGGCACACUUCCACAAAGGCCGAACAGAGAUCUUCCAAGGCGUUCUCCCCUCCGUAGCCCAAUUCUGUACCACCGCAACAGACACGGCCGUCCCCGCGGUCCAACGACGCGAGAUGCUCAUCCGUGCUGCGAACGAGUACACGGCCGGACUGCAGAAUUCAGGCAAGGGGAAUAAUUAUUUCCGUCUUAUGACUGUUUUGGAGGGGAUGUGGCCGGUUGAAGAGGAGGAGUUGGCGCCGUUGUUUAGGGAUCCGGUUUGGUUGAGGACGUAUCCGAGGUUUAUUAUGUCUGGGUUGACGGAUGGGGGGUCGUUGGAUUCGGCGUUUGCGUUGGUUGAUCCGGAGGGCGUUUGGAUUUGUUAUUCUAUUGGGGAGAAUGAGGCACGCUUUUCUAUUGUUGGGCCUGUUGGCAAGGUUUCCAGGUUUGAGGAAGUGUUGGAUGAGGCUACGGCUCUUGUCAAGACACUGGUCGAGUCGAGUUAGUUAUGAUGUGUGCG